AUGCGAAAUGGCGACGAUGUGGCUCACCUGGCUCGAGAAGUGCGAAACCUGAGGGAGCAAAUGGAAGGUAGGACCAAGUCCCCUGGACGAACGUUGCUCACUGCCUUGCCUUUCUCCACCGAGAUCAUGUCUUACAAAGUACCCGGCGACUUCAAGUUCCCGAAACAGGCUACCUUCGACGGAUUCGGCGACCCGCGGGAGCACCUUUUAAGCUAUCAGGCUAAGAUGCAUGUUUUAGGAGUCCGAGACCCUGUCAUGUGUCGCGCUUUCCUACCGACACUAAAGGGCCCGACACAAAGAUGGUUGGUGGCUCUGCCCCCGGGAUCGAUACACAACUUCGAGGAGCUAGCCGACCGCUUCACGAGCCACUACGCGGCCAACAUCAAGCCACAAAAAGAUCUGACUCAUCUGGGAGACAUUCAUCAAGAGGAGGGCGAAUCCCUCAAGACCUACUUGGCCCGAUGGCAAAAAGAGAUCCAGUCUAUCGAGGAAGUUGAGGACCAAACCGCCCUCACCUUCUUCAUCGAAUCUUUACGAUCCGGGCAGCUGUAUCGUGAUUUACGGGACAACCGGCCGGCCACUUAUGCGGAGGCCAUACAUAUGGCUAACAAACGAGCAACCACGGAGCAGGCCAUGAAGCACAAGCGACAGCGUGAGAUCAGGGGAUCUGCUAAUGGAAAGAGAACCCGACCUGAAGCACGAUGCCCAUAUGAUAAGCCCAGCAUCCACCCUUAUAGGCCGACUCCCCAGCACCCAGUACAGGAAGUGCGAGCAGUCGCACCUCCUCGGCCUCCCCCGACCGAGGAGCAUACAACGAACGAAGAUCCAGGUAAAGUGCCUAAAUAUUGCCGUUAUCAUAAGUCAUACACCCACAACACGGAAGAAUGUUAUUACUUGAAGAAGAUCAUGGAGGGGAUCAUCCAGCAAGGGACUCCGCCUCCCAACCAAUGGCGACGAAGAUCGGCAGCCCGGGAAGACGGCGACUCUGCAGGAGCAGCCGAAUGCAGUCGCAGCAAGCAGCCGACGACCGACGAAGACGAGGCCCAGUGGCGACAGAAGCCGGUUAUCAAUAUGAUAGUCGGCGGACCAGAGGGAGGCGACUCGGCGAACACCAGGAAAGCCUGGGCCCGGCAAUUGUAUGUAGGAACAGUGUACGGACGAGAAGGUGGCUCGAAGAAAGCCUGCCGAGAGCCUAUUGUCUUCACUGACAAGUAUCUACCCACGGGGGAGACACCACACCGCGAUGAACUGGUCAUCGCGAUGGACGUAAACGGGGUAGUUGUUCGACGAAUCCUGGUAGAUACCGGGGGUAGUGUCAACGUCUUGUACCUCGAGACCUUCACCAAAAUGGGGCUAACACGAGAGCAGUUGAUCCCUGUCAAGACGCCCCUCGCCGGCUUCACGGGCGACUCAGUGGAGGCGGAAGGGUCAAUCACCCUGCUAGUAGAAAUCGGUAGCUACCCUGACGUGCAGAAGCUGGACAUGAAGUUUAUUGUGGUCAACCUAACCUGUUCACACAACGCAAUACUUGGCCGCCCAGGCUUGGAAGAUUUGGGAGCAUUGAUCUCCAUUGAGCAUCUCAGCUUGAAGUUCCGCACGCCGAAUGGGAUUGGCACGGUCAGCUGUGACAGAAGAAUCACCCGUGACUGCUAUUUGCAAGCUUGCAGGGGCAUGGGGAAGCGUGAAAUGUAG
This is a messenger RNA of Ipomoea nil (Japanese morning glory), 1692 nucleotides long. RefSeq lists its product as uncharacterized. The record is from RefSeq and is a predicted model, not a curated record. NCBI's taxonomy places the organism in Eukaryota, Viridiplantae, Streptophyta, Magnoliopsida, Solanales, Convolvulaceae. The coding region runs from base 1 to 1692 and encodes 563 amino acids. The transcript has a single exon.